Labrus bergylta (ballan wrasse) is the source of this 930-nucleotide messenger RNA. Lineage: Eukaryota; Metazoa; Chordata; Actinopteri; Labriformes; Labridae. The record is from RefSeq and is a predicted model, not a curated record.
AUGUCCCACUUCUCUGACAGGAAUACUCUGAGACUCACAGCCAGUCAGAAGAAAACUUUAGAGCAGAUAUGGAAAGAAAAUAUUGCUGGGAAGCUGGUUUUCUAUCAGAUGGAAGGAAACGCCACCUAUGUGAGGAACACAGGAGAGCUGGCUUCAGAUGUUCCCACUGAGACCAUGUUUGAACUCUUCGAUCCACAGAUGAAUUUCAGCACAGCAAAGUUCACCUAUACCUGGGACCUAGGGAACGGAGAGGUGAUCAAAGGAACUGAGCCGGUGGUGCGAUAUAAUUACCCUGAGUCUGGAAACUACACACUGCGGCUGAAAGUGGGAGCGAAUUUAACCAAAUCUGCACCUCAAAUCACUGACGUUUACUCCAUGGAUGUACAAGUACUUGAUGCCAUUAGAAACAUCGAGCUGAAGGGCCCUUCUGAUUACGAGGUGUCUCAGAACACCAGCUUGGCAGUUCAUGUGGAUGGAAGUCCUCCCAUGUGGGUGUGCUGGCGUUUCCUGCCAAACUGUGACCCUGACAUGUCGGGUGGCUGCACGCUGACCAUGCUGUAUGAAAACACUUUGAGACUAAACCACACCUUCACCUCGGUCGGUGUCCACUGUCUGGACAUCAGCGUACGCAAUGACAUCAGCAAGCUGCAGACCUCCUUCAGCAUCUACGUCAAGAGAAGCUCUAGCACCCAUCUGUUCUUCAUCCUGGCAUGUGCUGCCAUACUUGUUGCAACGUUUUCCUUCAUCACUGUCAUCGUCUGUCGCCCUCGUCAUCAAAACAAAUCACAGAUUGCUGUCUCCAGUAAUGCCUUAUUCCUGAAAAACCAAGAAUCCGAGGGUCAAAGCACAAUUCUUUUUAAAUUCUCCAACGAGAAGAAUGAAGAAAAGGAGCCUCUCCUGAUGCAAUAUGGGACUCAAUACUCCUCUUAA